Molecule: messenger RNA, 751 nt
Organism: Fragaria vesca subsp. vesca
Lineage: Eukaryota; Viridiplantae; Streptophyta; Magnoliopsida; Rosales; Rosaceae
Product: transcription factor bHLH36-like
Exons: 3
Coding region: 1-606 (201 amino acids)
Biological process (GO): regulation of transcription by RNA polymerase II
Cellular component (GO): RNA polymerase II transcription regulator complex
Molecular function (GO): protein dimerization activity; DNA-binding transcription factor activity, RNA polymerase II-specific; RNA polymerase II transcription regulatory region sequence-specific DNA binding
Source: RefSeq, a predicted model, not a curated record
AUGGAUAAUGAUCAACCUUGUGCGAAUUCCAUUAUUGACAAUAACCAAAAGAAGAUGAUGCAUAGAGAUACUGAAAGGAAAAGAAGACAAGAAAUGGCCACCCUUUAUGCAUCACUAAGAUCCACACUGCCUCCUCAAUCUAUGAAGGGAAAACGUUCAUUGGCAGAUCAUAUGAACGAGGCUGUGAAUUAUAUUAAACUCCUGCAAACCAGGAUCAAGGAACUUGGUUCCCGGAGAGACGACCUAAAGAUACAAAGGUCGUCGCCAGAUUUGAGUAGUACUAGUGCUCUUGGCCUGGAUGGGAAUCUUAGUGGAUCUACUGGUAGCUCUUCUUCAUUGUUAGCAGGAAACUUUUCAACCAGCCGUGCUGUAGUCAACCCUUGCUUAGGUGGCGUUGAGAUUGUAAUCAGUUGUGUUACUGGUGUGGUCUUAUCAAGACUGCUGCAAAUACUGCUUGAACAAGGACUUACUGUAACUAAUUGUGCUACUACCCAUGUUAACAAAAGGCUUGUCUACACCAUCCAAUCCGAGGUUAGCAAUCCAUCAUGUAUAGACUUUCCUGGGCUGGAGCAGACACUCACUAAAGUCAUCUCAUCAUCCACCUGAUGUUGAAGAUGGCAAUGUAUAUGGUUAUACAGUUAAUUUACAGAAAGCCCGAGAAAGUUUAAGUUCUAGGUUUCUUCUCUGCAAGAACGUAACACAACCGAUCAUCAUCAGCAACUUUUUGCUAAUUUGCAUUGCUUGAUUUGUC